Messenger RNA from Peronospora belbahrii, 2028 nucleotides. The record is from the annotation of a GenBank genome assembly. Lineage: Eukaryota; Oomycota; Peronosporomycetes; Peronosporales; Peronosporaceae.
AUGGCAAUGACAGAAGAACAGCAGAAAGACCCACAGACGACGGUCUCUAUAGAAGAAGGGAAUGUGCUGGAUAUAGCUGAUCAAGUUUUGUCGAAAUUGACGCAAAAACCACGGAGAAAUAGUAACAAAAAGACUGAAAAAGCGGAUCAACAAGAGUCGCUUACGGCGAUAAACAAGGAGAUUGAAGCAGCGGGUGGAGCUGAAGAGAUGAAUAAUGCUGAAAUACAUGGACGUGAUAAAGAGCGAGGGAAUGAGGGCUUUGUGGUGUUUGUGGGAAGAAGUUCGAUACCAGGAGAGUAUGAGAAAGAAAGUGGUGAGGAGAAGAAUGUGAAUCUACUCGUAGUGGAGAAGACGUCAGUGUCUAUGGAGCAGAAACAAUUUGAGAUUAAAGGAGAUGAGGAUGUAGAGAUAUCUACUGUGGCUGGAGAGAAGAUUAACGCGACGACGAUUGGUCAAGAUGUUGUUGACCAGGUAGAGGGAUGUAAUGACGAGAAUAUGGUGGUAGAUACUAGAAAAAGUAUCGAAAAUGACGAUAUUGAUCAAGUCAUGUCGUUACCAGUUGAAAAUGUACAGUCUGGAAAUGAUAUAAAUGUGGCGAAGGUAAAGGAUGCUGGUGAAAUAGUAACAAUGACAGCGUCAUCAAUGCCACAGGAGAAAAAUGUUGAAGAGAAGACAAUGUUGAAUGAUGAUAAUAUUAGCGAGGGUGUUGAGAUGGCUGCUAGAGACGCGUUUGUGUUGACUGCUGUUGUUAAGGACCGUAAGUCUAUACAAGAGAAAAGGAAAAUCAGCAAAGAGUCUCGAUUGAGCGAUGCUGAUGUGAAAAAAGCUGUUGGCAUAGUUGUCACCACACUUGUGGACAAUGUGGUUGAUUCUAUGGCUGACAUCAUUACAUUGGAUACAGAGCCUACGAAAGUACGUAGCAGCUCAAUUUGCUUGCCGCAUCUUAGUGCUGACGAGGCCAUAGAGCUGCUUGAGGCACAUCAAGACGAUGACCAUGAUUUGCUUCCUGGGCAGGAUGCAAUCGUUGACGACGAUGUUGAAACAAAGUCGAAAAAAUGUGAAUACCAGUGGUUUGACGGAGAUGAUGAAGAUGAUGAGGACAUCGCAAUUGAAGCCUCAUCCGUACUUGACGUUGCCCCUUUGACCACCGACGAUGUCUUCGAGUUCAGUGGCGUCGUUGAGCUAGAUAAUGUCACGCAAACUUUGGAGGAGAAUGCGGACAUAAAGAGUGAUAAGAGCACUGACAGACAAGUAGUGCCUCGCAAUAGGAAAAACAGCUCUAGCUCUGCAUCGUCAGGGUCAUCAUCGUCGUCGUCAUCAUCUUCUUCUUGUAGCAGUGCGAGCUGUUCUGAAGAUGAAAGUAUAGGUUUGGGUUUGAAGAAGCGCCGUAAUACAAGGAAAAACAAUGGCCCUCGCAAGCUGUUGAAGCAAAAGAAACAGAAGUGCGUACGCUCAUUGGAGACUGACAAUUUAUCUGGUAGGCGAUUGAAACGCAAGCGCAAAAUACCAAAGCCAGUCAUACCACCCGAGUAUGCAGUGUUUAAUGUGGAAGCAGCUGAUCCGGUUCUCAAAGGUUCAUAUUCUGUGCGCAAAAAUCGUCGUGCAUGUUUUCAGGGAAAAUGGGGUUUUAGCGAUGAUGCCUUUCACGAUACUAAGAACAUUAGCCCGUUCGAGUAUACAUCACAUGCGCGGGUGCUUCAGUCGCGACGCAAAGAUGACAAGCAUCCUAUAUCUGGCAAGUAUGGAGGGUUCUUUAAAAUACGUCAACAUAACGGAACCCUGAUCAAAAUUCGAGAAGAUCAAGUGGAACUGCAGUUUCUCCCUAUGCCGUCUUCCGAUGAAGAAGAUGAAGACGAAGAUGAGGUUAUGGAGGGCUAUGAAAGUGAUGAGGUGGAUGGCUAUGAAGCUGUAGCUCGUCGCUACACUGUGCUUGGUAAGGGUAAGAACCGUUUUGGUCGAUUCUUGAUUCGAGGGUACCUCAGUCCCGAAAGCGGUCGACUGACAGUGAAGCGCCGUUAUUUGGAUUGA